UAGAGGCACCCGGCCACCAGCUACAUUCAAUCAUUCUCUCCGGCCCCGGGAACCGAUGGAAGCGGAAGGCGCCAGGCGCCGGCAUCCCUCGCGGCCGGCGCUGCCGUGGGCGGUGAGGCUGCAGGCCACCGGUUUCGGUGUCGGCGUCGACGUCAUAAGCCGGCGUGAUGGCACGGUGAACCGCGGGUUGUACUCGGUCAUUGACCGUCUCCUCCGCGUGCGCGCCGAUCCUCGGCCGGAUGGAUCCGGUGUUCGAUCGGCUGACUUCGACGUGGACGCGUCCCGUGGCCUUUGGGCGCGUGUCUUCUCUCCGGCCGACACAACUGUGGCAUCCAGGCCGCUUCCGGUCAUCGUCUACUUCCAUGGCGGCGGCUUCGCAUUGUUCUCCGCGGCCAAUCGCUACUUUGACGCGCUCUGCCGUCGCCUUUGUUAUGGCAUCAACGCUGUUGUGGUCUCCGUUGAGUACAGGCUCGCUCCUGAGCACCGGUACCCGGCUGCCUAUGAUGACGCCAUGGACACGCUCCUCUUCAUCAACGCCAAUGGCGGGAUCCCAAGUCUGGACGAUAAUGUUCCCGUAGACCUCUCAAACUGCUUUCUUGCUGGGGAGAGCGCCGGUGGAAACAUAAUCCACCACGUGGCCAACCGUUGGGUUGCCACGGAUCAAGCCACUUCCAACUGUGUGCGCCUCGCGGGCCUCCUGUUGGUGCAACCCUACUUCGGCGGCGAGGAGCGGACGAACUCUGAGCUAAUGUUAGAAGGUGUGGCACCAAUUGUGAAUCUCCGACGUCAGGACUUCUGGUGGAAGGCAUUCCUACCGGUUGGAGCCAACCGCGACCACCCGGCGGCGCACGUGACCGGCGAGAAUGCCGAGUUGUCAGAGGUGUUCCCACCAGCAAUAGUGGUGGUUGGUGGGUUAGACCCGUUGCAGGAUUGGCAGCGGCGGUAUGCCGAUGUGCUCCGUCGGAAGGGGAAGAUGGCUCAAGUGGUGGAGUUUCCAGAGGGUAUCCACGCAUUUUACAUGUUCUCGGAGCUCGCCGAUAGCACCAAGGUCAUCGAGGACAUGAGGGUGUUUGUAGAAAGCAACAUGACAUCAGCAUCAGCACCAGAAUCCUCUGCGCCGUGAUCAAUCGACGACAAGUUUGAUCACCACAACUGUGGAAGUUCAUUUGCUCUGUGUAUAUUACCCAAAAUAUUUCUUGAAGUACUUCCACAUGACAAUAUACAUGUCAUUAUUGCAUGACGAUGAUAUCAUAUCAUUGGAAGUUUUCAAAAAGGAAGUCACAAACUUUUGGAGCUAGGGAAAUGCAAAAAGGAAAGACAUCCACAUGAGAGGCAAAAUGCAUUUCCCUUUGCUAACUUCCUGUGCGGCAGUAUAGAAAACUAGGGGCUCGUUUGGUCGAUCCUCUGAAUCGUUGUGCCUGGCAUGAGCGCUUCUUAGCUGAAACCUGCCCGAGGUGUGUUUGGUUGUUGUUUGAAGGGUUCUUGUCUGAAGAUUGUUGCCUGACAAAACCUGCUGGACAUAGGCCUCCAAAUUCGAAGGCCAGAGCAUCUCUCAAAAGUCAAAAUCUGCUUUCCGUGCGUGAGAUUAAAAUCAUUGGUUUUCAA
Molecule: messenger RNA, 1605 nt
Organism: Brachypodium distachyon (stiff brome)
Lineage: Eukaryota; Viridiplantae; Streptophyta; Magnoliopsida; Poales; Poaceae
Product: probable carboxylesterase 18
Exons: 1
Coding region: 56-1123 (355 amino acids)
Molecular function (GO): hydrolase activity
Source: RefSeq, a predicted model, not a curated record